CUCUCAAGCAACGAUAUAGCGUGUUGGAAGAUCAAUUCCGCCGACAGUGCUCAAAAGGGCCGUGCCCUGACUGGAGCUUCACUCCUUCAUCACCAGUCGAGUGAGCGCCCUCUGUCUGCCACUAUGGCCAUGGCGUCUGCUCCAGAAACCUGGGUCGCGACCCUGGGAAUGUUUAUCAUAGACAUAUUUAGAUUCGAGGAUCCCCAGACAGGCCAGGAUCUCGGCGACCGAGGCCUCGGCGACCAGAUCGGAGGGGGCGGGACCUACUUUGCGAUCGGGGCCCGGGUAUGGCUUGACCCUGAGAACAUCUCCAUGACAAUAGAUCGCGGAUCAGAUUUCCCGCAAGCUAUUCAGGAUAAGCUCAAUACGUUUUCCAAAGGCAGCAACGGGCUUUGGCGAUGGCGAGAGAGGAAGCAAGGAGGAACAACAAGGGCCGUCAAUAUAUACCGUGGCGAGCAGAGAGGGUUCGAGUACCUUUCAGAAAAGAUCCGCUUGGAUCCCAUCCACCUGCUCGAGGAGGCGGCUUCGAGUGGAAAUGUAUCUGGGAAACUUCCUCGUUUUAUCCACUUCAUCUGCUCGCCUCAGCGGGCACUGCAGAUCGUGGACCAGGUCGACGAGCUCAAGGACCACUGGAAUGAUGGACAGCGGCCGAAGCUCGUCUGGGAACCUAUUCCGGACAGCGCGAAAGCAGAGAAUCUCCUCGACUGCAUCAGUGUCAUGCAGCGUAUCGAUAUCAUCAGUCCGAACCACGAAGAGGCUGCUUCUUUUCUUUCUGUCUCCCUCCAAGACAUUCUUUCACCCGCGUCUGUGCUCUCGACGGACCACAUCUGUGCGACGCUCGCCAGAAGGCUCGCCGUCGGCCUCGCGGAACGGUGUCCUCCUUCGUCGAGACCCCUUGUCUGCAUCCGUGCGGGCAAGUACGGCAGCGCAGUACUGGUCCCUUCUUCGGCUGCUGUGGAGGACAGCAAGGACCAAAUGGGCUGGGCAGAAGCCUAUCACACGGAAAGAGAUUCGCACCGUGUGGUGGAUGUCACAGGCGCAGGCAACGCAUGGCUGGGCGGUUUUGUUGCUUCCCUCGUUCUGCAUGAUCAAGAAAAGCGGCAGAGACGGUCUUCGGAGAGCUGGAGUUUGGGUGUGGCCUUGAAAGCGGCAAUGGUGGGUUCCGUUUCCGCUUCUUUUAUCGUCGAACAGCAAGGCCUUCCUGACUUCAAGGAAGGAAAAUGGAACGGCGAAAGCCCACAGGAGCGGCUGGUUCAGCUCGAAAGUAGAGCGCCCGUCAGUCUUGACCUUCAUUGAACUUUCAUAAUGUGUGUUUCGGUCGCAAUGAGGCGGCUCCUGGUUAGUGAAACGGUAGAUUUUUGCUGUUUUGAGAGUUAUAUGACAAGUAUACUUUUACGCAGUGUAGCAAUCUGUGUGAUGCUCCUGCGCGGAAAAUCCGAC
Acaromyces ingoldii is the source of this 1440-nucleotide messenger RNA. Its product is annotated as Ribokinase-like protein. Lineage: Eukaryota; Fungi; Basidiomycota; Exobasidiomycetes; Exobasidiales; Cryptobasidiaceae. The transcript has 3 exons. The record is from RefSeq and is a predicted model, not a curated record. The coding region runs from base 124 to 1296 and encodes 390 amino acids.